This is a messenger RNA of Daktulosphaira vitifoliae (grape phylloxera), 2569 nucleotides long. RefSeq names its product protein lin-7 homolog C (gene veli). Lineage: Eukaryota; Metazoa; Arthropoda; Insecta; Hemiptera; Phylloxeridae. The transcript has 2 exons. Gene Ontology annotation, molecular function: actin binding. Gene Ontology annotation, cellular component: synapse; basolateral plasma membrane; cell-cell junction. Gene Ontology annotation, biological process: protein localization to basolateral plasma membrane; neurotransmitter secretion; maintenance of epithelial cell apical/basal polarity. The record is from RefSeq and is a predicted model, not a curated record. Bases 255 to 1967 code for a protein of 570 amino acids.
UUGUAUAUGUUUCAUGAUAAAUAACUAAUUUUUAUUAUAUUUAAUUUAUACUGGUCAAAAUAUUUACUAUGGAAACGAUAAUUCAUGCAACGACGUAAUAAACAAAAGAUUUUAUCGUCACUCGAGUUGAAAAAUUCGUAAGUUUUAACGUUUAAAACAACAUCUCUGUGUUUUUGACUAUAAAAAUUUUUCUGAAUAUUUUCAAUUCAUCACCUACGGAGCCUAAAAGGUUACAACACUUUGUCUUUGUGAAAAUGUUGAUCCAAAAAGACCAUUUUUAUUUAUUAGUAUUAUCGUUCGUAGUAUAUUUUUGUACUUCGAACUUGUACAUUAAAGCUUUCAUUUUUGUAUGCGUGUUUUUGGAAGCUUUGCCAGACCCACUACAAAAUUCUCAAGUAAGUAAAUCAGUCAGACGAAAAAAACUUACACUAAAAAAGUUAGAACCUGUAUCGUUGCCAGAGGAUCACGAAAAUCAAUUAUCCGGAGAAAAACUCACUUUGAAUUCGUGUCCCACAACAUUACCGUCGACUUGUACGUCGAAAAUUAGCUCACCACCACUUCCAUCAGUCAACACAGAACAUCAUGCACCAGCUCCUGUGCCAAUAAUGUCUCCUCCAUCGAUACCGUCCUCUAUUCCAACACCUCCCUCAAUGAUAUCAGGAUGUACAUCUACAAGUCGCACAUCCUCAAUAAAACCCACGGUCGUUAAAACAAAAACAAUCAACUGGACUAAAGUUAACAACCAAAAUAUUGAAAAUUCUUUGUGGUCGACGUUGGAACCUCUGCAUCUUGCAAUUGAAUGUCAAGAUAUUGUAGAGUUGUUUGGUGAAAAACCGCGUUCCAAUACUUCGCCUAUUCAAAACGCUAAACUUAAAUCUACUACGACCAACGUUUUAGACUCUAAGAGAAGUCUCGCGAUUAACAUAAUGUUAAAACAAUUAAAAUCAAAGCCUGAAGAAUUUUUCAAGUGUUUAGAGGAUGGAAGUAUGAUUGCUAUUGAAAAAUUAGAAGCGGUAAAAAGAAUAUUGCCCAUAAGCGCUGACUUAAAGGCUAUUGAAAAAUUCAGCGGAGACAUUAUGACACUUGGCAAGGCGGAACAGUUUUGUGUUAAGCUUAACGAAAUUCCGUAUUAUCAAUUGAAAAUCGACCUUACGAUGUUAAAGGAAGAGUGGCCUUUCAUAUAUUCGGAAUCUCUUGAGACAUUAAAAAAUUAUCAACAAACCUGUUCCACAUUAAUUAAUGACAAAUCGUUGACACAAUUUUUGUCCGUUGUAUUACAUUUAGGCAAUAAAUUGAACGCAGGAAGUUAUGCUGGUGAAGCAAACGGUUUCACGUUGGGUAGUUUGCCUAAACUGAUAGGUACUCGGUCUAACAAGCCAAAUGUUACCUUCGUCCACUUGGCUGUAGAAAUGGCUGAAAAAUGUACAAAUAAUACUUUUAGUUUUUUGAAUUUGCGUUCAUCAUUGAACAAACUGUCAAAAACUUCAUUUGAAUGUUUGGAAGCUGAGCUUCGUAAUCGUUCUCGCCAUAUAAAAAACUUUAAAUCUACACUGGCACAAGAGAACUAUUCUCAAGUUAUUAAAAAACAUCUAAUAGAGUUUAUCUGUCAAGCAGAUAAGGAUAUUGAUGUACUUAAUGAUAAUUUUAAAACAACGGUAGAUCUUAUAACAAAUUUAGCUUCUCAUUUUGGCGAGAACACGAAAUCUUUUAAUGUGGAAGAAUGUUUCUCUAUACUCGAUAAAUUUUUUGAACAAAUUCAUAUUAUUAUUAAAGAAAAUGAAAACAAAAAAGCUCAUACUGAAUCAAAUGUUAACAAUGAUGAAAAGAACGGUAUUGCAUGCAAGUCUGUUGAUACCAAUUUUAAUAAAAAUACACAUUCCAGAUUCGAGGACAAGCAACUUAGUAAUAGAGAAUUGCUUAUGAACCAAAUUAAAAAAGGUUCUUUUUCGUUAAAAAGCAUUCAUUGAAUCAAUCCCUACUUAUGAAAAAUGUAAUUUGAACAUUUUUUUCCUGUAUAAUUUAUAUAUUUAUUUUCCUGAUUGAAUAUUUCACUUAUUACGAUGUAAUUUUUUUUUUUUUUUUAAAUAUUUAUUAUGCACUCGUGUAUUUUAUUUUUCUAUUUUGGUUUUUACUCAAUUUGCCUUAUACUUAUGAAUGUUUUAUGUAUAUUUUUGUAUUGCGAAUAAAAAAAAUUAUUGUUAAUAUUUUGGUUGCAAUUAAUGAAAUACUGUGUCUUUCAAAUCUAUAUCAAAUUUAACUUUUUACUGUGAGUAACAAUAUUAAAAAAAUUCUCUCGUCGAGUUAAAAUUAUGCAUACAUUAUAGUAAUAAUUAAACGAAAAAAAAGAGGUUUAAACCCUGACAACCGCCACUAUUGAACGCACAGAACUGAAAAAAGUCAAAAAUUACUAAUCUUAAAAUUAAUGAUGGGAAUUUUGGAACUGUAUUUAUACAAUCGAAUAGUUUAUUUUUAGCAUGAACUAUUCGAAUAUAUUGUGUAACUAUCAAAUAUUUUUACUAUUCAAAUAUUUUUUGAAUGACUAUCAAAUAGUUCGAUAGUUACUAUUCGA